AUGGGGGAACUUCUGCGUCAGGCCAGGGGCAGGGCUGCGGUUCCGAAGGGCAGAGUGAGGAUUGAGUGGGAGAUUGUUGAGUGGAGUGGGGAUGAUGAUGACAGUGGUGAGAGUCCGCGAAAACGGAAGGCCGAGGAGAUUGAGGGGGCCGUUGAGGAUGAAAGGAUGGAGGGAAGCGCGUCGUGA
Messenger RNA from Chaetomium globosum CBS 148.51, 186 nucleotides. RefSeq lists its product as uncharacterized. The coding region runs from base 1 to 186 and encodes 61 amino acids. The record is from RefSeq and is a predicted model, not a curated record. Lineage: Eukaryota; Fungi; Ascomycota; Sordariomycetes; Sordariales; Chaetomiaceae. The transcript has 2 exons.